UGCAACUGGCGCAGAAGCAAAAAGUCAGAGUUCUAAGGCACGGCACUGCGCAUGCGCAGCUUCACGGGUAGGCAGUUACCCCCUGGAUGAAGCAGAGUUGUCAGUGGGUCACUCUCAGUCUAUUAAUGCCAAUUCCUCACUAUGCACUGCUGUCCUGCUUGAGAUAUUGACAGCUGACUACGAGCAGUUGUUGCAGUUGAGUGCUCUCUUAAAUAUUAAUGAACUGGACCUCCCAAAAACUUUACUGGAAGUCGCAUGAUAUGGAUUAAUGUGGAAAAACUUCCUUGACUGGUAGGUAAAAAAAAAAAAAAAAAAAACGAUUUCGUGAGAACACUGAAGAAUCGAGCGUAUGGAUUACAAGUGAAGUCAGUGUCGGUUGCUCCGUAUCUCAGGGGAAGACAUUUGAGAAGCGGUGACAUGAAGAUCCGUUCAGAGCGGGAUUGAUGCAAAGUUUGUCUGGAGGUUUCUCACAGGAAUAUGGGAUAUUCUGAAUUUAUGGUUAAUGUGCACAAAAAUCCAUCGGUUAUGGCUUUUAUGCGUUUUCAUAUGUGUCGUAUUUCCAUUCAAUCCGAAACAAAGCUACUGGAAGUCUUGUGACGGCUGGAGUAAACAGUGGAUACUUGUCUGGAGCAAUUCUGCUGGAUCUAUUGAAUUAUCCUCGGAAUUUCUCUGCCCAAUGACAAUUCCAAAGUUGUUAGUUGGGCUCCUUUUCACAGCGUCUCCUCCUUUUAUUAGUUUUAUUUGCCGAGCCAUUAACUUAACUGGUGUAGCCCAAAACCUGAAGUAUUUUCGUUGCACAGGUUUGUGAUAGGAUGCGGGGAUGCACGGGAUUCCCGGUGGCCGUCACGGUGGUAUUGACACUUUUGACCAUCAUUAACGUGAAGGCGAGUGGAGAGUAUUGUCACGGUUGGCAUGACCCUCAGGGCGCAUGGCGAGACGGCUUUCAGUGCCCGGAGCGCUUCGACAGCGCCGAGGCCAUCAUCUGCUGCGGGAAAUGCGAGCUCAGGUACUGCUGCUCCAGCACAGAAGCUCGACUGGACCAGGGCACAUGUGAUAAUGAUAAGCAGACACAAGACACCAACACUGGGAACAGGGACGACAAAAAUUCUGGGGCAGUACCCAUCUACGUGCCCUUCCUGAUUGUUGGCUCGGUCUUUGUUGCAUUCGUGCUGGUGGGCUCCGUUGUUGCUGUGUGCUGUUGCCGCUGUCUACGUCCCAAACAGGAGCCUACGUCAGGUGGCAGCUCAGGAGGAGGGUCCAGCAGCGCCCGUGUCCUCGAGACGAUUCCCAUGAUGGCCAGCACAGGUACGUCGCGAGGCUCAUCCUCCCGUCAAUCGAGCACGGCCACCUCCUCCAGCUCUUCGGCUCCUCCCGCCGCUCCCCGUCCUGCACCCGCCCCCAUGCUACGCGCCCAGGCCUCGUGCUGCCUGCCGCCAGACGCCAGCGUGUACGUGAACAUGCCCACCAACUUCUCAGUGCUAAACUGCCAACAGGCCACUCAAAUUCUUCCUCACCAAGGCCAGUUCCUGCAUCCUCAGUACAUCGGUUUCGCCCACGCCGUUUCUCCGGCUCAAGCCUUCCUAGACCCAACUCAAGCGGGAUACCGACCAUUGCAGUCUCCGUUCCCUCCGCCGACCAGCGUGGCUAGUGUGGCCAGUGUGACCGGGGAUCAGAAAUACCCUCCAAUUACCAUGUGAGUGCCAAUGGGACCAUCAAAGGAAGUAAGUUUGAAUUGAAGUCACAAGAAGAACACAGUGAAUCAGUUCAGAGCACAAAAUGCCUGUUCAUUGGCAUGAAUACACACUUGCGUCAUUGUACAACAACACAAAUGAGACUCUCAAACUGGUGCUUUAUAAAACACAAUGUUGUUUUCUGUGAUAUAAAGGACACAGAGCUUAAAAAAUGACUGGAUGUGUGUGUAACGUGCCUUGAAAAGUUACUAACGGUGCCGUUGUAAAUGAAGCGUGUGUGUGUACAUAUGCGAUGUAUAUUUGUGUUGUAUAACCGUGCAUGUGCGCUCUGUACGUGACUGUAUAGGUGUGUUGGUUUAUGAGAUGCAGUAUGUGAAUAUGUGUGUGUAGUGCACUAUAUGUUGUGUAUAAUGGAAAUCACAGGUGCUGUAAUGUGAAAAACAGUCCUGGCUCCCUAUUGGAUGCUUAAAAUCUAAUGAAGUGAACACAGGACACAGACUGUGACGCUCCACCCACUGCAACACAUGCACACAGACACACUCACUUACAUUUUCACAUAUACACACUCACAUUCUGCAGAACCAAAGUCAUUUUCGCAUUGCCAAGGAACAGAAUAGAAAAUAUACAAAAAUAUAGGCCUGUGUUUGGGAAAGCGAUGUGCGAAGGUCAAUUACGCAGUAAAAACUGUCUGCCAACUGUUCCCCUUCACUAAGUCUCUGCCUUGUGAAAGGACUGUGUAUGUGUGCCACUUUUCCUCCCCUCUUUUAGCAUAAGGUACACUCAAGGAGUACCAAAAGGGUUCCAGGGCAUUUCAUUUGAAGUGGGUUUCUUUCAGCACGCUCAAUGGCAGCAGUUUAGCGAGGAAAGAAAAGUCCCAGACUACUUCAGCAGAAGGCCGUCACCCCUCUGAACUUAAAAACUCCAGCAUUAGAUCUCAAACUGACAGAAAAAUCACAAUGAAAUGAAAUGCUGCCUGAUUUAAAAUCACUAGUCUUGAUUUAUUUGGCUUUGAGGUAAAAGUUAAAACAAUAGUUCACACAAAAUUGUCAUUCCAAACCUGUAUGACUUUCUUCUGCAGAACACAAAAGAAUAUAUGUUGAAAAUGUCUGUUUUUGUUUGUUUUUUGUCCAUACAGUCAGUGUUGUUAUUGUUGACUAAAAAUAAAACUAUUAAAAAAUGUUUAUGAUUUAAAUAAAUCUGAAAUAAAAUAUAAAUAUUAAAUGAAAGACUAAAACGUAAACGAAAAUUAGAACUGAAAUAAAACAAGUUUAAGCUGAAGUAAUAGAGUUACUAAAACUAAAAUAAAAAAAUAAAAAAAAGCUAAAUAGAAAAAAAAUAAUAAUGAAAAAAGAUAAAACCACAUAAGAAAAUUGCUAAAACCUAAACCAAAAAACCAAAUGAAAACCAAAAAUUACAAAAUAAGAGCUAAUUCUAGGGGUGUAACGAUACGCUCAUGUCAUGAUUCGAUACAUAUCACGAUACUGAACUCACGAUACGAUAUUAUUGCGAUACUCCAAGACAUAUGGUAAAAGAAUAACAAAAAAUGUACUGUUGAUUCAAAUGCCUAAUUUGAUAUUACAUUGGGAGUGGAAAUGCACAGGACAAUGAUGACACCAGAAUAAAAAUAUUCAUGAUUCUAACUCUGAAACAGAUUUAUUUUAGAUGAAUAUGUUUGCACUGUCACUGACUACAUAUAUUUAAAAUAAUGUAGGCCACUUUUUACUGGUAACAUAAGACAUUUGCCAUUAUCAGGACCCACAAAUAUUCCCCCCAUUGCAUUAUUAUACAUUAUUCAACAUUAUAUAUAGUAGUUUAAUGUAGUGCUGACACUAAAACUCUGUAAACUUGAAUUUUUCCACACACAGUAAUUUUCAUUUUGGGUGAACUAUACACAGCACAUAUUGUCACUACCCACGGUACGAUAGUUGCAUUCUUGUAUUGUGAUAUAUUGUGACACGAUAUAUUGUUACACCCCUAGCUAAUUAUUAAUAAAUACUUUAAUAGUAUAAAAAUAAUACCAAAAUAACUAAUCAAGUCUAGGGGUGUAACAGUACACAUAUUCGUAUCGAAAUUUUUUGGUACGCAUCUUUCGGUUCGGUACAAGUGUACCGACAAAUACAGAGUUGUAUAGCCCAUUAACUACUAUUAACCACCAAUAAUCGCAAUAAGCUCUGUGUUUUUCUACUUUCGUUAAGAAACAAAGUCUUAUUCUGUCCAUUUUAUCAUGAAAUUCAAACAAUAAAUACUUUUUGUCGCUCUUUAAUGUGGCGUGACAGAUCACUGUCACACCUCUAUUUACAGAAAAAAAACUUGAAUGAACAUCUGAAGGUAUGUUUAAAGGUACAGUACAACUUACUGAAACGCAUCUCAUGUAAUCGCUCAAUUUCAACCGCAGAAAGACAUCAGUGAAACAGCUUGUAAACAAUAUGGGCUCUGUUGUUAAUUGUAACCUUUAAUAUAGUAAUAUGCAAGAAUGUGCUCCCUAUAUAUAGUUUAUAGCAUUAGCAGACAGAGAUUUUUUUUUUUAUCCUUAAGAAAAUUUUUAAUUAUAAUUGAAUUUAUUUAAAGACAGACACAAUUUGUUCAGUAAACAACUGUUUAAUAAAAGAAAAAAGCAAUUAUAUGUUUAGUUUACUCCCCCCUGCUGUACCGAAUCCGUACCGAACCUUCAAUACCGAGGUACUUACUGAACCGUCAUUUUUGUGUACCGCUACACCCUUUAAGUUUGUGAGGUUGUUUUGUACCCCAUUGACUUUCAUUGUAUGGACAAAAACAGAUUUUCUUUAGAAAAUAUUUUGUGUUCCACAGAUGAAAGAAAUUCAUACAGGUUUGGAAUGACAUGAUGCUGAGUAAAUUACCUAAACUAUCCAUUUAAAUUUUGACAUAGGACGAUUUCUCCAUGUACCCUUGUCUUUUUUUCGACUGUAUCGGUAUCUGUGGGCGUUAAAUGCACAUCAGAUCUAUUUUUGUGUACGAUACAUGCGUGUUUGUAAAACUGAAUGAGUAUUUGAGGUUGAAUGUGCCUCUCUCUCUCUGAGAGCAGGAUGCAAUGUGUCUUUUACAUAUAAAAUAUAUUAAUAAUAAUAAAUAUUUUUAGAGAC
Molecule: messenger RNA, 4792 nt
Organism: Ctenopharyngodon idella (grass carp)
Lineage: Eukaryota; Metazoa; Chordata; Actinopteri; Cypriniformes; Xenocyprididae
Product: protein shisa-2
Exons: 2
Coding region: 813-1697 (294 amino acids)
Source: RefSeq, a predicted model, not a curated record